UGUACUGGCAACAAGAGAUUCGCGACGAGCCAGACGGAUGCAGCCAAAUGGCGUCAGAUCUACGGCCAAAAACCUCCCCCCCAUGCCGGAAAAAAAGCCUUGCCUCCCCAAGAACUCGCCCGGCUGGACGCUAGAAACGGCAUCCUCGUUGCCCAGGAAUCAGACGAAGGCAUUAAAACUUUCAGAGCUUUUGCUGGAGGGAAGGAAGAUUACGUGUUGCGCUUCGGUGACCAUGUGUGCGUGAUAGGCAAGAACGGGGCGGGAAAGUCCUUGUUUUGUCAGGCGCUCGGCGGGCAUAGAGAGGUCCUGCCUCACGGGAUGAUGGGUAUGGAAGAUACAGAAGAAUCUUUUCAGGGUGCAGAUGCCAAGCAAGAGCGGCUCGAGGGGACCGGGUGCAAGGAAGCGGAGAAAGAAGGCGCCGGGAAAGCCACCGGGCGAGAGGGUGUCAUGUUCAUGUCCUUCAGCAUGCAUGGGCAUUUCCUGGCCCGCUACAAAGACCGAGUGGUGGCGGAUGUUCUGGGAGGGUCAAGUGAUCCCUUGGCGCGACGGCUUAUCGUGCAACUGGGUCUGUACCCCCUCUGCAUCCGCAUAUUGCGAAAGAUCAUCACUCCCAUCUCGUCAGGGCUUGCGUCUGGCACCCAUUCGCCUCCGUUUGCCCACAUGCGCUCCUCCUCUCCCCUCCUCAUCACCCUCCAGGUACAAGAGGGUCCACAUGCUAUCCACGGGAGAGAUCCGGAAGGUGCUUUUGGCCGCCACCCUGAGCAAAUCCCCGCAGGUCCUCGUCCUAGACAAGCCUUUUGA
Molecule: messenger RNA, 801 nt
Organism: Nannochloropsis gaditana CCMP526
Exons: 2
Source: RefSeq, a predicted model, not a curated record